AUGUUCAGAUGUUCAGUACCUGCUCAAAUCCUCUUGGACCUGCUGCCUGAGGGAGGAGCCAAGUCCCUGCUGCCUGAGGGAGGAGCCAAGUCCCUGCUGCCUGAGGGAGGAGCUAAGUCCCUGCUGCCUGAGGGAGGAGCCAAGUCCCUGCUGCCUGAGGGAGGAGCCAAGUCCCUGCUGCCUGAGGGAGGAGCUAAGUCCCUGCUGCCUGAGGGAGGAGCUAAGUCCCUGCUGCCUGAGGGAGGAGCUAACAGGGACAGGGAAGAUACAGGAUACCUCAUCAGUAUGUCUCCCCCUCAUCAGCAUGUCUUAUCAGUAUGUCUCCCCCUCAUCAGCAUGUCUCAUCAGUAUGUCUCCCCCUCAUCAGUAUGUCUCAUCAGUAUUUCUCCCCCUCAUCAGCAUGUCUCAACAGUAUGUCUCCCCCUCAUCAGCAUGUCUCAUCAGUAUGUCUCCCCCUCAUCAGUAUGUCUCAUCAGUAUUUCUCCCCCUCAUCAGCAUGUCUCAUCAGUAUGUCUCCCCCUCAUCAGCAUGUCUCAUCAGUAUGUCUCCCCCUCAUCAGUAUGUCUCAUCAGUAUUUCUCCCCCUCAUCAGCAUGUCUCAUCAGUAUGUCUCCCCCUCAUCAGCAUGUCUCAUCAGUAUGUCUCCCCCUCAUCAGUAUGUCUCAUCAGUAUGUCUCUCAUGACCGUGAGACGCUGCGUCUUAUUCCGCGCGCACGUGAGGUCCUCGUUCACUGUCGUUAUUCCAAUGGACCGACCGUGUUGCCAUGACAACCUGGACCGAGGAGCUUAA
Molecule: messenger RNA, 789 nt
Organism: Knipowitschia caucasica
Lineage: Eukaryota; Metazoa; Chordata; Actinopteri; Gobiiformes; Gobiidae
Source: the annotation of a GenBank genome assembly